AUGGGGUUAUCUACCGCCGCCAACCAUCACCGGCGGCGGAGCUCGGUGCUCACAGGGGCAGCCCGACCGGGUCUCCCGGGCUCCUCGGAACCGAGGGAUGAUAGUCUCCGACCAGGAGAGGAAAGAUCCAAAUGGGAUGAAAAUGAGCCUUUGACGGCUGAAGAUACCGAUGCAUCUGAUCUAUCUGCGGUAGUCGAUACUCGCGAAUUGGAUAUGAGUUCAGAUGAGGAUCAAUAUGAUGAAGAAACAGGCCUUACAGCACAUCAGAGACGUCAGCGACGUCGACGGCGCAGGCAACGUCGGAAGCUUGAUGCUCGUAUUGCUGACACCAAAACUACUCACAGCAUCUUCCAGCUUGGUCUGGCAGAUCGCAAUGUUGUCAAUAAGCUUAUGGUGAAUGCCGGUCUGAUUCUGAUGUGGUACUUCUUCUCGUUGUCCAUUUCCAUUUACAAUAAGUGGAUGUUUUCUGAGAACGAUGUCGUCUUCCCUUUCCCUCUUUUCACCACCAGCCUACACAUGGCCGUUCAAUUCACAUUCUCCGCUCUUUUACUAUUUUUCUUCCCAUCUUUGCGCCCACAGCGCCCCCCGCCAUCUGUCACGGACUCGUCGGUCGAUGGCGACAAAUCUGAGCCGGUGCUCACUAAAUUAUUCUACUUUACACGACUCGUUCCUGCGGUGCUGCAACAUCGCUCGACGUUGGUCUGGGCAAUAUGUCGUUGA
Messenger RNA from Penicillium malachiteum, 720 nucleotides. RefSeq lists its product as uncharacterized. Bases 1 to 720 code for a protein of 239 amino acids. The record is from RefSeq and is a predicted model, not a curated record. NCBI's taxonomy places the organism in Eukaryota, Fungi, Ascomycota, Eurotiomycetes, Eurotiales, Aspergillaceae. The transcript is spliced from 2 exons.